GCCGCGGUGACACUCGCCUCAACCAUUGGAUAUCCGACGGUUUUCCAAGUAAGCGCUAGGAGCCUCCUAGGUGAUGCGCGUGCCCGAUGCGAAAGACUUAAAUCUGACAGUGCCAUCUCUGGAUACAUAGUUUUGUGAUAUCGCCCGGAAGCUCUGUCUUUGUAAAGGGAGUAACUUGUGGUGAUGUGCUAGUGACGGACAGAAGUGUGCAUAGUUGGCCAACUUGGCCAGCGGGUGUAAAAAAAAUAAAAAAAAUAAAAAAGAAUCAGUGCACCCACUGACACAUGAUACUGCAAAUAUCAAAAGUAUCUUAAAGAAUAUGAAACCGUGAGGCGAAAUUUAUGAUCUGUUUGGAUUUGUCCCUUGUUUUCAGUGGAUGUGUGCAGUACAUUCUGCGUCAGCGACCGGAUGAACACUUAGCCUACAAGGAUUUGAAUGACUGACGAAAGGAAAGGACAAAAACUACACCUGAAGCGCAAAGACCAGGCUGCUACACUGGAGCUCCAAUACAUUCAACAUUCAGAGGGAAGGUGAAAAACAAACUGAAGCAGUUGUAAUAUUGCCAGAUGUACAGGCUAUUCAUUUUAAAUACAUCCCAACGAAGUGUGUUUCGGUGAGCUGCGUGCUGAUGGUAUUUUCUCAAAAUGACUUUGGUAAAGCUCCUGGGGGAUCAAUUAUAACCGGAGUUACGCAUCCUAAAUGAAACAGUCAGUAUGUUUUCAGCCUAACACCUCUUGUCAGUUGGAGCAACAGCUACUGGGAAGUAUAUGUGCAAUUUAAACGAUAUGGGAAGAAACGCUCGGAAAAUGUCUUGCGUCCUCCUCCUUAAGAUGUGUACCCUCUGGACAACAUGCAUCUCCAGGGCAGCGGCGGACCUGACCUGUGACACUUUGCUCUUGGUCUCAGGAAACAUCUCCAUAAAUUCACUGGCAUCAUGGAAUCAGACAUCCAGCAAUACCACAGGUCUGUACUGCAACAUGUCGAUAGAUGGGAUCGGCACCUGCUGGCCCAGGAGCAGCGCCGGAGAGAUGGUAUCGCGGCCAUGUCCGGAGGAAUUCUACGGAGUCAGAUACAACACUACAAAUAGUGUAUACAGAGAAUGUCUCUCAAACGGAACUUGGGCCAUGAAAGGAAACUACUCCCAAUGCCAGGCCAUACUGAACGAAGAGAAGAAGAGCAAGCUGCACUACCACAUCGCGGUGAUUAUAAACUACCUGGGCCACUGCAUCUCCCUGGCUGCGCUGCUCCUCGCCUUCAUCCUCUUCAUGCGCUUGAGGAGCAUCAGAUGUCUACGGAACAUCAUUCACUGGAACCUGAUCACUGCUUUUAUCCUGCGAAACGCCAUCUGGUUUGUUGUCCAGCUGACCAUGAACCCGGAAGUGCACGAGAGCAACGUUAUCUGGUGUCGGCUGGUCACUGCAGCGUACAAUUAUUUCCACGUGACUAACUUCUUCUGGAUGUUCGGAGAGGGCUGCUACCUGCACACCGCCAUUGUGCUGACGUACUCCACGGACAAACUGCGCAAGUGGAUGUUCAUCUGCAUCGGGUGGUGCAUCCCUUUUCCAAUCAUUGUUGCCUGGGCUAUUGGAAAGCUGUAUUAUGACAAUGAAAAAUGCUGGUUUGGCAAGAGAGCAGGAGUAUAUACAGACUACAUCUAUCAAGGUCCCAUGAUUCUGGUAUUACUGAUAAAUUUUAUUUUCCUCUUCAACAUCGUCAGAAUUCUUAUGACGAAGCUCAGAGCCUCUACCACUUCUGAGACCAUACAAUACAGGAAAGCUGUGAAGGCCACCCUGGUCCUACUUCCCCUUCUUGGAAUCACGUAUAUGUUGUUCUUUGUCAACCCCGGAGAGGAUGAAGUCUCACAGAUUGUAUUCAUAUAUUUUAAUUCAUUUUUGGAGUCAUUUCAGGGCUUCUUUGUGUCAGUGUUUUAUUGCUUCCUGAACAGUGAGGUUCGGUCUGCAGUCAGGAAGCGCUGGCACCGCUGGCAGGACAAGCAUUCCAUCCGGGCCAGGGUGGCCCGUGCCAUGUCGAUACCCACCUCGCCCACCCGGGUCAGCUUCCACAGCAUCAAACAAUCCACGGCGGUGUGAGAACAGAACGCCCAACUCCCCCACCCCCUCAGUCAGUUGGAGUCGCCGAAACAGGAGCAGAGAAACUCGCCGUCCUAUUCUGUACAGAAUAAAGACCUCACAGGCCUCUGUGUUCUGUGUAUUUACGGAACCAUAUGUGUGGUGGGACCAGAGCCACCGGGUAAGCCAGUUAAGAUGUCAGGAAAGCAGACCAGUCCCAAAAAGGCUUGAACAUUGAUGGGCAUGCAAAAGGACAUUUCUGCCUGCUGAUUCAUGGCCUUUGAAGAGGAUUUCUCUUGCUUUUUGAUUUUUACUGCAUUCCUUUAAGGAGGAUUAGAGUUUGUCCUGGGCAGUCCCUCGAAUGACCUGAUUAUAAUGAAACAUUGACUUGGGACAACAACUUUCUUCAAAGGACAGUGUUGUGUAUAUAUAAUAGGAUACAAAGGAACUAUUUGAGAAGUCAACUUGGUAGGUCUUGACUUGAAUAGAAUACCUCCUGUUAAUUUAGGAAAACCAAUGUGUAGUUUUUUUUUUUUUUUUUAGUUUGUUUUGUUUUUACUUGGAGCACUUUCAAAACAUACCAUAGUAAAUCAGAAUUAUAUAAGUCUGGUCAACAGGACCACAUCAGUUCACGAAAUCUGUAACUUGCACUGAUCGGCUGAAGGAGCAGACCACAUGUGUGCGCCUAUCAAUGAGGUGAAAUAUUUAAUGUGGAUUUUCCCCACAGCGUACUGGUUGUGUGUAAACCAUAUUGUUCUAUUAUAGCAUAUUAUUGAAUUUGUAAAUAUUGUAGGGUUUUAUUUUCUAUAGCAGUAUAAUCCCACAUAGCUGAUCCUGUUGGGACCUGAGGUAUGUUUGAAAAGUGAAAAGUUGAAUAACUGAAUUCAAAAUAAACAUGCAGAUAUCUUAAAUGUCAAAUGUGUAUUCAAAUAGAGUAGAGUGGGUAUGGCCUUUAUGGUGAAAAGCUGAGAUAGCUCAUCUCUAAUCAUUACUCUCUCCAAAAGAGAAUUUAUUUUUGCUUUUCUCUCAAAAAUGUAAUUAAGGUUUUCGGUUUUUAAAUGUACUGUACCUCCCAUUACAUGCUUUUUCAUAUAGUUUUUGAAGAAUCAUGUUAAUAAAUAUUGAAGUGUUUCCCUUUAAUUUUUUAAAAAUAUCUUGUAAGAUGUUAUCCUAUGGAAGGGAGAAUGCACUGAUGUCCAAAUGACAUCAAAUAAUCCAGGAUGUCAGAUGUACAGGGAACAUAUAUGUGGGAUUAUACUGUAAUACACAAAAGGGUAUGAUUUAAGGUGGAGGACAACAAAUCUUUGAAAGUCAAGUCAAACUGUCUUGGGCCCUUUCCCAAAACCCUUGUAGCACUGAAUUCCUCUUUAAAAAUCCUCUUUUUGUAAUGUGGCACACUGUUGAUAUUUAAAAUGUUUCUCAAAACCCUCAUAGUUUAUAUGGUAUAUUAAGAGCGUUGUUGAUUUAUGAAUGAUCCAAACUACUUGAAGGAAGGAGCAUCCACCAUUAAACUCUAUCCUCUAUUUUAUCAUUUACCCUAUUGUUACCGACUGACAACGGACCAGUCAGCCAAGGCUGGGCUCCCCAUCUACAUCUGGGUUCCUCAAGAUUUCAUCACCACCGGCGACUUCUUUGUCAUUGUUUGGGUGUUUUUUUCUUUCUACUGAAGAGAUUUUUAUAUACCUGCUUGACCUUUGUGGGUUCAUGCUCAGUCUUGCAUAAUUUUUUCCAUUUCGUGUUUUUGCACAAAGCAUUUUUGCGAGUGUCUGUAAAAAACGGUAUACAAAUAAAGAGAAAUGGAGCUGCAGCACACUGCUCCCUAGAUGAAGGAUUGUGCACAAAACACAGAAUCAAUAAAAAAAACUGGCACAGCAUAACUUCUCAUGCAUCAUUUGAAUACCAAUGUCAAAAUGAGGUUAGUGUAGCCAAAACAUAUAAAAAAAUAUAAAUAUACACAAUUGUCAACAUGAUUAUAUUUACGUAACUAUAUAAAGACAGAUUUAAAACAAUUUUGUCACCUUUUUAAUGAUCAAAUAAGAGAACUGAACAAAUUGCAAUGGCUGUGGUGUGAAUCUAUGUUUCAGUAUAAUGAUAUCACAUUAUAUACCUUUUACAUUGACUUGGCAAUCAUUUUGGCAUGUAUGGCCCAUAAUGAUGCACUGAACUCUCAUAUACAAUUAUUCACUCUGUGGUAUUUUUGCAAAAAUAAAAUUGCACAUUAGCAACAGUGCAUUCUAAGAACUUUAGUAAAGGUUUAUAUUCAAUCCUUAGUAGGGAACAGAGCCCGAGGCAGAUUGAAGAAGGGCUCAUUAUGACCAGAAUUCAAUCAACAUGUCCUUAAAAAAAACAAGACCAGGUCAAAACCUAGUAUAUGGCUGGACCUAACACACGUGAUCCGGCCGACCAAUGGUGUAACUUCAUAACUCGGCUGACCAAUAGUGUAACUUCAUCACUCAGUCAGUCAGACAGUCAGUCAGUCACAGACAUUCACGUUUGUAGGACUGGCCCCGCUGUUGCGGUCCAGCCAAAAAAAGUGCAGGUAUUUUUGUUCUUCAACAAGAACAUUUUGGUGAGGACAUUUUUGUAACUGUUGAACUUACAAAGUUAUCUGAUGAAAAUAACAUGAAUUUUUAUCAUAAGUCAUGGGCAAAUGCUGAUUGAAGCCUGUUCUCUGUGUUUAAGAGCUGAAAAUUAACUGUGAAGACCAAUGUGCUGUUUGGACUGGGUUUCAGUUCCCUUUGUGGGGAGAAAUACUUCUGAUUUUAUUUUUUAAAUUUAAACCUUGAAUGUUAUUUGUCCCCGGAAAAGAAGACAAAUUCUGGGAAAUGAUUAAGAGGCAGUCUUUGGACCCACAGGCAAAAAUUAGCUAAA
Anguilla anguilla (European eel) is the source of this 4940-nucleotide messenger RNA. RefSeq names its product corticotropin-releasing factor receptor 1-like. The record is from RefSeq and is a predicted model, not a curated record. Lineage: Eukaryota; Metazoa; Chordata; Actinopteri; Anguilliformes; Anguillidae. Gene Ontology annotation, biological process: adenylate cyclase-activating G protein-coupled receptor signaling pathway; cell surface receptor signaling pathway. Bases 768 to 2090 code for a protein of 440 amino acids. Gene Ontology annotation, cellular component: plasma membrane; neuron projection. Gene Ontology annotation, molecular function: corticotropin-releasing hormone receptor activity; corticotropin-releasing hormone binding; corticotrophin-releasing factor receptor activity. The transcript is spliced from 15 exons.